This is a messenger RNA of Penicillium argentinense, 2037 nucleotides long. RefSeq lists its product as uncharacterized. The record is from RefSeq and is a predicted model, not a curated record. The transcript is spliced from 5 exons. Lineage: Eukaryota; Fungi; Ascomycota; Eurotiomycetes; Eurotiales; Aspergillaceae. The annotation marks the transcript as partial.
AAUGGCGAGAAUGGCACGCUCUCUGUCCAACUUGUCAAUUCGACUAAUUCCGACCACCCCCUCUUGCCGGUCUACAACGCAGCAGCCGAUGGCCCGCCCAGUGUCGGGGUCCAGGGAAUCCUGCGCUUCAACUCGUCUGCAACACUAACAGUCCCUAUUUUGGGGAGUAUCCGGACUAUUCGCGAUUUUACCGAAGGACCAUCUCUCCUCUACCCUGAGAUUCAAGACGCAGUGGCUUUCUCAGAGGGCUCCGGCAGCGUGGGACUUCGUCGGACCUGGCUAGAUAAUACCACCAUGACAAGCCUCUCCUUCCGUCCGGCGGACAACACCACCACGAACAGCGUCAAGCUGGACAAUCGCACCGUCACCUUCGAAAAAGGAGAAUACCUCUUCUCCGCAACGAUGAACUACCCCCAGCUCUCACCACUGAAACCAGAAGCCGUCCUCAACAAUGCAUCGGGGAAUCUGACCUCGUUCAUGUCAGACCAAACGGCGGCUCUCUCGUUCUUGUCGUAUUCGGAGAAAGUCCUUGCUGGGGCGUGGCGGUUUUUGACGUAUUUUGGUCGCGACUCGAUGAUAGCGACGCUGCUUUUGGAGCCCGUUUUGAAUUCGGGGAAUGGGAGUGCGAUUGAGGCGGUUAUUGGGGCUGUUUUGGAGAGAGUCAAUCGGACUGAUGGGAGUGUUUGUCAUGAGGAGACUAUUGGGGAUUAUGCUACUUGGACGAACUUGCAGGAAAAUAUCACAAGCAAUGCUAUGGGGUGUGAUUACCAUAUGAUUGAUACGGAUUACUUCCUACCCGUUUUGAUGCAGCGGUACUUUAUCGAGAACCCAGUGGGCCAAAAGAGAGCUACUGCAUUCUUCAAUACCACUGCAGGCUCCAUCAACCCAGCAAACAAAAACCUAACAUGGGGAGACCUAGCCCUCAUCAGCGCAGAACGAGUCCUACGUCUAACCACUCCAUUCACCCACAACCAGACCAAAGACAACCUCAUUCAUCUCAAGGAAGGCCAGGUAACCGGCCAGUGGAGAGACAGCACAUACGGCCUGGGCGGCGGCCGCAUCCCCUACGACGUAAACACAGCCCUGGUCCCGGCAGCCCUACGAUCAAUAGCAUCCCUCAGCAAAACCGGCACCCUUCCCAAAACCUGGCGCAAUAGCACAACACGAGCCGCACAAAUUUGGGAAGACAAAACACUCCCCUUCUUCAGCAUAACCCUCCCCAAAUCACAAGCCCAAUCCCUCGUCACAUCCUACGCGCGCCAAAACUUCCCAGGGCCCGACCAGUCCUCCUCAAUCGACACCGACGUCACCUUCCAUGCCGUCGCUCUAGACGGAAAUAACAACCUCUCCAAGGUGGCGGUUAUGAACACGGAUGACUGUUUCCGCCACUUCUUGCUAAACACCACGAACGACGCCCAGCUUACGCCGUUCAUUAAUUCCUCUGCGACUAAUAUCCGUCGUACUUUCCCAGCGGGACUUAUGACUGGUGCCGGGAUGGUGGUUGCUAAUCCGGCUUUUGGCGAGGACGAUGUUUAUGCACGGAAUUUUACGACGGGUGCGUAUCAUGGGACGGUUGUUUGGUCGUGGCAGCUUGCGAUGAUGGCAAAAGGACUGGAGAAUCAGCUGGGGCGAUGCGAGGUUACGGCUAAUUUCUCGUUGGCUACUGCCUCGGAGGGUCUUAAGAGGGGUUUUGGGUCGGGGGAUGUGGUACCGCGCACACCGGAAUUUUGCACGGAUGAGUUUGUGUAUAAGAAUGUUCGGGCGGCGUAUAAUGCGCUCUGGGACUCGAUUGAAAAGAACCAGGACCAGCUCUCCGGUGAGGUUUGGUCGUGGAUUUACCGUGAUGAUGAGUUCCAGGUUACGCCUUUAGGUGUGUUACCUGCGCCGCCUGGUGUUGGGGGUCAGACUGGUGAGUUCUCUUCUAAAGGGGGUGCUUGCGGGAGUAGUGUUGGGUCUAACUUUUCUUUAGAGUCGAAUAUCCGGCAGUUGUGGUCUCUUACUUUUCUCGCUGUUAGCAGGAAUGAGAACUUUAAAUAG